Molecule: messenger RNA, 1011 nt
Organism: Pseudogymnoascus verrucosus
Lineage: Eukaryota; Fungi; Ascomycota; Leotiomycetes; Thelebolales; Thelebolaceae
Exons: 2
Coding region: 1-1011 (336 amino acids)
Source: RefSeq, a predicted model, not a curated record
AUGGGUCCGAUAUUUGAGAGUGAUCUUAAGCCCGAAGCUCUAAUUGACCCACAGCUCUGCCAGGCGCUAGAGCUCUCAAUUGAGCUUAGAAUUAGGAGCUCCUACUCUAAGCCAGAACUCGGAAUUGAGCUUGCAAUUGAGAGCUCCUACUCUGAGCCAGAACUCGGAAUUGAGCUCGCAAUUGAGAGCUUACACUCUGAGCUAGAAAUUGGAAUUAAGCUUCGGCCACACCAUCUACUCACCUCUUCCAAACUACUGCCUUCAAAAUGCCUCGAGGCAGAACCAGAUACCAUCAACUGCCCACAAGACAACGUACACCCUCACCCUCACCCUCACCCUCACACACACCUCCACCCACGCCUAAACUCCAAACUCCUCACCGGCGCCUUCCUCAUCUUCCUCUCCCUCCUCAUCUUCCUCGCCAUCAUCAAAGACCUCCCCUGCCGCACCCCCUGGCCCGCCUACAAGCCUCUCCCUUCCGCAAGCACCUGGUUCGAGAGUUUCACUCCCCAUUCAACUCCUCGCACCCCUCAAAAAGCCAUUCGCAAAACACUCAAGACCAUCUCGGCCCUCAUCUUGGAGCUGAACCGCACCCUCACCACCACGUGCCCUGGGUGCGUCUGGCGCACCGCUAGCGGGGAAGUCUGUGUCAGGACGUUCUAUGAUGACGGAGAUGUUGUGCUGUUCGUCGUCGUGGGAUGGUUGAUUGUUACUCUUUGUAGUUUUGGGACGUGGGUUUUUCUAGGCGGGGUUGCGGAUAUUGCUCCUAACUUUGAGGCGCGGGUGGAGAACUGGGGGCUUGGGGGUGCGAGUGUGGUGGCUGCGGCUGUGGCGUUUGGGGGGCUGAGGGCCCGGUGGUAUUGGUGUGUUUUGUUUGUGCUGGGCGCGGCGUUUGGAGGUAUGGUGUUGGGUGUGUUUGUUACGCCGGAGAAACAGUUGGUGAAGUGGAAGGAGGAGAUGAGGGCUGAGGCGGAGAAUUUGGCGUAUGCGGAACGCCAGACGGGUAGAUGA